Messenger RNA from Aspergillus pseudonomiae, 2505 nucleotides. RefSeq names its product potassium channel family protein. Lineage: Eukaryota; Fungi; Ascomycota; Eurotiomycetes; Eurotiales; Aspergillaceae. The record is from RefSeq and is a predicted model, not a curated record. The transcript has 3 exons. Gene Ontology annotation, biological process: potassium ion transmembrane transport; stabilization of membrane potential. Gene Ontology annotation, molecular function: potassium ion leak channel activity. The coding region runs from base 148 to 2163 and encodes 671 amino acids. Gene Ontology annotation, cellular component: membrane.
GUAAACUGACAUUGACAGACAGGACUUUCAUGCGCUAUGAAUCAAAGUCUUCUAUGGCUACCUUCCGUAUAUUAUGAUUGCUGUGCCACGAAUAUGAGACUCUAUACGCGCUGCGAGCAAUAAUCAGCUAAGAGGAACCCUGCAGCCAUGGAAUCAGAUUUCACCACGAAGGAAAGGUCUGGCGAUGGAAAUGGCCCGAAAGUACCAAAGGCUCCAGCAAAAACCUCCUUAUGGCAGAAGGUUCAAGCUCAAUUCAAUCCGAGGCCUCCGGACGAUGACGAGCCGCAGGAUUGGUGGUUCGCGUCGACCUCCAUCCCCUUGAUGGCGGCUACCACCAGUCCCUUUGCAAACGUGAUGUCGGUGAUCGCGCUGGCUAUGUCCUGGCGAAGUGAAAUACAUCCUGAACAACAGGACCCGGAGGGAAAUCCGGUGCAGACAUUGCUGCCUGAUCCUAGAUGGUGCAUUGGCCUGAACGCCACUUCUCUUGCCUUUGGGAUGCUAGGGAAUCUUUUUCUUUUAUUCAAUUUUACACGGACCAUCCGGUAUAUUAUCGCGCUGCCAGCUUCUAUCAUUUCUUGGUCUUUAGCGACCGGCAUUUUGAUCGGACUCACCAGCUCGGUGCAUAUCUAUGCGAGCCCGAUACCGCCAAACCAGACCUACUCGCAGGCAUACUGGUAUGCCGUCAUUGCAGCGAUUCACUAUUUCAUUCUCACCUCUAUCCUCAUGAUUAACAUGCUUGGAUACUUUCUCGGACAUUAUCCUCAAUAUUUUGCCUUAACAGACGGUCAGCGGACCCUGAUUCUCCAGACUACCGCCUUUGGAGUCUGGUUAAUAGUAGGCGCCGCAGUCUUCCACGAGGUCAUGGGCAUAUCCAUUGCGGAGGCGCUGUAUUUCUGCGAUAUUACCAUUCUAACGCUUGGCUUUGGCGACGUCACCCCCAAGACAUCUGUCGGGAGAGGUCUUGUCUUCCCUUACGCCGUGAUUGGAAUAAUCAUCUUGGGUCUGGUAGUGGGGAGUAUCAACAACAUCAUCCGAGACAUACAAGACACGAACGUCGUGAAAAAGCACAGGGAACGGUGCCGAGAAGCGACAAUCAAACACUCUCAAAUGGAAGAAGACCUCCAACUGAGACCCAACACAUCAAGAAUCGCGUAUCGACCCAAACACACGCGGAAAACGCCCAUCAUAAGCCAAGUAACAGCCAUCUACCGCGGCGCGCGCGCUCGGCCAAAGGACAUCGUCAUGAGAGAGGAAAAGGACCGGUUCGACGCGAUGCGCGCCAUCCAGUACGAAAGCGUCGUCUUCCGUCGCUGGUACCGACUCAUCCUCAGUCUCAUUGCAUUUGGCAUCCUGUGGACCUGCGGCGCAGUUGUAUUCUGGGCCUUGGAGGAGCAGUUCACGUACUUUCAGGCCCUGUAUUUUGGUUUCUGUUCUCUGUUGACUAUCGGGUACGGGGACAUCACGCCCACCACCAACGCGGCAAAGCCGUUCUUCGUCGUGUGGUCGCUCAUCGCCAUCCCGACUAUGACUUCGCUCAUCUCGGAGAUGAGCAAUACCGUCGUCGCCGUGUUCAAGCACGCCACCAGCCGAGUCGCAGACUACACCGUGCUGCCCCGGACGGGGAAGUACAAGUCUUUCAUUGCCAGGUUCCCCCCCAUUGCGUCCUACCUCAAGAAACGCGAGCAGGACAAAAGAGUCGCCCAGGGGUUUCAAAUCGGUCCUGAUGACGUAGAGGGGACACAGACCGGCGAGUCCUCAACAAACCCGCAACCGACCAGACAAGAAAGGGACAAAGAAGGACUGUCGGAUUUCGAUCUGGCCCAGCGUCUUGCGUUCGCUAUCCGUCGGACGACCCGGGAUGCCGUCAAUGGCCAUCCGAAGCGCUAUACCUACCAGGAGUGGGUGGAGUUUACGCGAAUGAUCCGAUUCACGGAUCCGAGUCCGGGGGACACGGUAUUGUACGAGGAUGAGUAUGGGAUUCUGAAUUGGGACUGGAUAGGUGAGAAUAGUCCCAUGUUGGCUUCGCAGACGGAGCCGGAGUGGGUUCUUGAUCGGCUUUGCGAGAGUAUGAUCCGGUUUAUCUCCACGCAAGAGCAAAAGAGACGGUCGAGUGGGGAUGUCGAUGAGGAUGAGCCGACGCUGAGAAAGGAGAAGGAUAUAUAAUGCUAUAUAGAAUGGUAACCAAGUGGCUCUCAUCUUGGGGAGAUGUACAUCCAUAUUGUAGUGAAAAUAGAUACCGAUUGCGCAGACACACCAUGAAACCUAACCAUCGCACUCAUUCUCAAGCCAGCGACGUCAGAGCCACACUAAACGGCCACCUACCCUCUAGUCCAGACCCAGUAAGCGCUUGCACCAUCGGCAUCCAACCUGACGACACCAUGGAAAUCACAGCUUAACACAGUUAAGCAGCAACCUAACCGAAACUCUAAGUCCGUCAACUACCAUAUAUAUAGUCUCAUGUAUACACCAGAACUAAAAACCACAAACCGCAGAACAACAAUCUCU